AUGAUUAGGGAUACGCAACCUGCGUCCGCUGCCGAACGCCGCGGACAACGCUCACCACGCGUGCAUAAGCGUACCAUCAUCGAGCUACAUCUAGAAGUGCUGCACGAAUGUGAAGCGCCAGAUUGGGAAAACGUCAAAGAGGACUAUUUGCAGAUACUCGUGCAGGAGUUUGCACAGGAGUUUGCGCAGGAUAUGAUACGGGACGGAAAGGGGUAUAGUAGUUCCUUGCAUGCUCCUAUCACAAACGAGGGUGUAUCAGGAAACACUGUUUCAUCCACCUUCCAUCCACCCACUGACUCCGAACAAACGCACACUUCUCCACCGAAUGACCCCGAUCCAUGGAGUUGUAUGGAAACCAUGCAGUUAGCAACGGACUCAUGUCGCCCUAACGAAGAGGACCGAUGGAAUUGUAUGGAAACCAUACAGUUAGUAACGCACCCUUGUCCACCUAACGACUGCGAUCCAUGGCGUUGUAUGGAAACUAUACAGUUAGAAGAGGAACAGAGUCCUGCCCUUACAGGUUCCGAGGACGCGACGUCGGCGUGCACACAAUGGAUUAACUGGAUUGACCGCCACAAACAUAUUGUGCGGGCGUGCACGACGCAGCCGUGGUUUUUGCAAUUGAAAGCGCAUUGGAAACAAUACCUGCGUGAGCACAUUGUGGUAAACGAGGACAACGGGCAGCGUGCCUUCGGUGAACACAGAAGUAUUGGAUGUGUGGAAAUGAAGAAACAUGCCUGGAAGAAGUGGGUCGAACAGCAACAUCGGCAAAUGAGUAUGUAUAAGGAGGAGUGGUUUCCACAUUUGUUGCAUAAUGUUGAGGCGGACACAGUACCGCAAACAGGCGCAGUACCUGGAGUGGAAACAGACUUAGAAGUGGAAAACGUGAAUGCAGCACAACAGAUGCUAAGAGUGAGACAUGUACCACGGACGCAACUGCAUCCGCAACUGUACCUCAACAAGCCGCUAUGCGCUAAAACAUGGAUACUGAUCCUGGCAUUAGUCAUAGAACAGUGCGAGCUCGAAUGUCGUUUGCAGGAGAAGGAGUUAUAUGUGGAUGCUUUAUUGCACAAUAUGCGACAUUAG
Molecule: messenger RNA, 1086 nt
Organism: Plasmodium fragile
Lineage: Eukaryota; Apicomplexa; Aconoidasida; Haemosporida; Plasmodiidae
Exons: 1
Coding region: 1-1086 (361 amino acids)
Source: RefSeq, a predicted model, not a curated record